Messenger RNA from Nerophis lumbriciformis (worm pipefish), 2266 nucleotides. It is a transcript of the gene ncam3, whose product is annotated as neural cell adhesion molecule 3. Lineage: Eukaryota; Metazoa; Chordata; Actinopteri; Syngnathiformes; Syngnathidae. Gene Ontology annotation, biological process: synapse organization; homophilic cell-cell adhesion. The record is from RefSeq and is a predicted model, not a curated record. Gene Ontology annotation, cellular component: plasma membrane; axon; neuronal cell body. Gene Ontology annotation, molecular function: protein binding; axon guidance receptor activity.
UCAGACACGGACUCUCCCUGUCAUAACAAUCUAGAAAACAGAAUGACUGACUUCACAUUUUUUGAAUAGCCCUUCAAAAUUUGAUAAGCUGUCUGUGUAAAACUGCGAGUACAAAAAAAGAAAACUUACCGGUAGACUGAAAGGUAUUUUGGUGACCAUGGCAAAACAAACAUGUCAUAUCUACCUGGCUCUGCUUCUGUUGCCUCUGUUUGCAUUCAGCACAGAUGCCAAGAUGGACAUCAUCACCAGUAAGCAAGAUGUUCAAGUUGGAAAUGAGAUUUUACUAUUGUGUAAAGCUGGGGGCGAGGGAGAUAUAACGUGGCAAAAGAAUGGCAUGGAGAUUGAUGAAGAGAUGGUAUCAAAGGUGGACGAGACCUCUUCUAAACUGCUCAUCAGGAGGGCCACAGUGGAGGAUGGUGGCAAAUACACCUGUUUGUGUGAAUUUGACAACGGGCACACGGAUGACGUUCAGACGCAGCUUUAUGUUUAUGACGGUCCUUCAUUUGGAAGCACCCCCACCUACCAUGAGUUUUUGGAGGGUACAGAUGGGAUAUUGCCUUGUCUGGUGUCGGGCCAGCCGGCAGUAGAUGUCCGCUGGAUAUACAACAAGGAGCAGAACUCUUUUUAUGGAAAUAAUGUUCGUCAGCAGCCUGAUAACACACUCUUGAUUGAGAAAGUGAGGAGACAGGAUGCUGGGACAUACAUCUGCCAUGCCCAGAUAAGAGGAAGGCCCAUCUACAAGCAGCUUUCCAUAUCUGUUGUUGUCAAUGCUCCUCCUACUGUGCAUCUGAGAGAAGAGGUGAAGAAAGUGAUAGCUGGACCAGAAACCAACGUUUCCUUGCUUUGUUUGGUCGACGGCCAUCCUAAACCUAAUAUUACCUGGAACAUGCCAGUAUUUUAUGACCCCUCACAUCACAAGUACAACUCUGACCGCAGCCAGUUGACCAUAAGAUCAGUUGUCAGGGACGACUAUGGGGAGUACGUCUGCACCGCCACCAACAAGAUCGCUGAAAGCAGCGCUACCAUCAUGCUUCACGUCUUUGAAUCCCCAGAGGUGUCUUUGUCUGUCGAAUGGCAGAACGUCAACGUGGGCGAGCGUGUGUCUGUGGCCUGUAACGUCUCCGGCCAUCCUCAGCCUGAACUACACUGGAUCAACAAGUACAAUGGACAAACACUGGACUCUUCUUCUGGUCGUAUCCGUGUUGAGGAAGGUGUGUUGGUGAUUGAUGAAAUAGUGCCCUCUGAUGGUGGUCUGUAUUCCUGCAUGGCUGUCAGCGUCACUGGCAAUGCUUCAAGAGAUGUUGCAAUUCACACACAGCCUGGACCACCUCUUUACCUAUCAGUGUCACCUGGACCUGCAUCAGUAUUCUUCUCCCUUACAACUCUGCCUGUCAGUGGGGGGACACCAAUCACAAACUUCGUUCUGCAGUGGAGGAAAAAUGCAGCCGAGCAAUGGAAGGAGAUCACAGUCCCAAAUGCUGACACUAUGGCUGUGACUUCCCUCGAGCCUUACACGUUAUAUACUGUGCGUUUGGCGGCUUUGAAUGCAGCAGGACUGGGACAAUUCUCAGAAGCGCACACUGCUCACACCCAAGGAAUACGAGGUGAACCAGACAGUCCAGUAUUAUUGUCUGAUAAGAUGAAUGUAGGGGACAACUCAUUCUCUGUCCCCCUUAAAACUUCGAAUGAUGGCGCGACUCCUGUCCUGCACUACACUCUGCGAUAUCGACAGGGUAAAGAUGGGACUGAGUGGACUGAGAAGCAACUGUCAUCCAACACUGACUCUGUCACUCUCAAAGACCUGACUUCCGGCUCUGACUAUCAACUAGAAGUCAUAGCAGUAAAUACUAAUGGUUCUUCUCUCCCUGCAACAUUCAACUUCACCAUCGCAGAACAACCUGUGCACAGCCGCAUGACCAAAGGCAGCGUGGUUGGCAUCAUCAUGGUGAUCUUCCUGGUGGUUUUCUUGGUGGUGGAUGCCACCUGCUGCUACAGAAACCGUUGUGGUCUGCUUAUGUACAUUGCUGUAAAACUUUUUGGACAGAAAGUUCCAGGCCUCAAAGUGCUUGAAGAAGGGGAGGGUACCACAAACGGGGAUAUGAAGUUGAAUGGGAUGUCUACCCCCAGAGGUGGCAGACACCAUCCAGGAGUUGACAUAAACUCUUCUAAGGAAGGCGGACCACUCACAGAGGUCACCUGUGACAAAGCGUCCCUCACUAAACAUGAGAAAACACAACCAGACAGAAAUCUACCCAAGACAGGUUAA